AUGACAACAGAGCUUGAGGUCACUGAGGCGGAAAAAUUCCCAACAAGCAAGCAGAGGCGACAGUGGCAAGGAAAAAACUGCAGAGGCACCAGGCUCGAGAGGCAGUCCAUCUUCUUCUGGCUUGCCAAUGCAAGUGGUUCUUACAAGCACAUUGGGCCACGUUUCCAACAGAUCACCAUCUUGGGCAUUCUGGGUAAUGUAGUCCUGAUCCUGUCUUUAAUAAAGAACCAGAUCUCCCAUCUGAAAACCUUUGAAGUGUUUCUCCUGAGCCUCGCUGCCUCCAACCUGUAAGAGCUCCUUGUCGUAAACAUCUGCAACGUCUUCAUUUCUGUGUCUGUCCUCACCCCCUUGUCCUGCCGGACGCUCAAGUUCCUCAUGGUGUUCGGCAAAAUCGGCAGCAUCCUCUUCACAUUCCUCGUCAGCAUCUUCUGGUACCAGACAACAUCUGGUUGGCCUGGGCUGUGAGUGGGCUGUGUGUGAUACCAGCCAUGUUCCCUGGGAGCUCCUACCCAUCUCAUGAACGUAGAUGGUCAUAUGGAUAACUAUACGCAAGACGGAGGCUGCCCUCCAGACUUCAUCCAGUGUCCCAAGGAGAACUGCCCGACCAUUAACUGUGUCUUCAGGUAUAUUUUCAUCCUGCUCUGCAACCUGCUGCCUCUAUUCAUCGUCAUCGUCACCAGCUGUCUCAUUGUAAAGCCAGGUGCUGCUGGUUCAGAGGAGGGUGGUGGUGCCAGCGCUGAGUGCAGCAGGGGCGCCAGUGGAACAGCCUCCCAGGAAGAAGGUCUCUACCUGGGGAUCGAAAGGAACACAGUGGGCAUCCUGGCUGCCAUGGGGGUGUUCCAGGUGGAAUGAUCCUUCAGUCCCUACGACUUCCCCUUUUGGACCGAGGUGGAGUUCUUCAUCACAACGUCCUAUAUCACAAUCAGCCCUUAUGUGUAUGGGAUAGGGAGACACUUGUUUUCUGUGAAACACUUUAAGAAGUAAUGGAAGAAAUAAUUUUUAGGCCUUAGGUGUCAGGUGCAAGCAAUUUUCUGUGCAGUAUGAUUAUGGGAUAAGGGAAUAACCUCUUCUCUGAAACAUGUAACAAAGUAAUUGUGGUAUAUUUAUAAACCCUCUGUUCGAUGUAGGUGAUUCUCUAUUUUCUCGGAAGUAAUUUUAAAAAGUCAAAGCACGGUCUUUAGACGUAAAGUACCGGUCAAACGUUUUAGAAAUCCUACUCAUUCCAGGGUUUUUCUUUAUUUUUUUACUAUUUUCUACAUUGUGGAAUAGUAGUGAAGACAUUAAAACUAUUAAAUAAAACAUAUGGAAUAAUCUAGUAACCAAAAGUGUUAAACAAAUCUAAAUAUAUGUAACGAUGUUCUUCGUUUGUCGAAAGAGAGUCGGACCGAAAUGCAGCGUGUUGGUUACUCAUGUUUUUAAUGAAACAAAUGACGAUACAAAUACAAAACAGCAAAACGGAACGUGAAACCUAAUUACAGCCUAUCUGGUGAAACUACACAGAGACAGGAACAAUCACCCACGAAAUACACAGUGAAACCCAGGCUACCUAAAUACGGUUCCCAAUCAGAGACAACGAGAAUCACCUGACUCUGAUUGAGAACCGCCUCAGGCAGCCAAACCUAUGCAACACCCCUACUCAGCCGCAAUCCCAAUAACUAAAAAACCCCACUACGAAAUGCAACAACAUAAACCCAUGUCACACCCUGGCCUGACCAACUAAUUAACGAAAACACAAAAUACUAAGACCAAGGCGUGACAAUAUAUUUUAUAUUUGAGAUUCUUCAAAUAACCACCCUUUGCCUUGAUGAAAGCUUUGCAAACUCUUGGCAUUCUCAACCAUCUUCAUGAGGUAGUUACAUUGAAUGUAUUUCAAUUAACAGGUGUGCCUUAAAAGUGAAUUUGUGAAAUGUAUUUCCUUCUUAAUGCAUUUGAGCCAAUCAGUUGUGUUGUGACAAGGUAGGGGUGGUAUACAGAAGAUAACCCUAUUUGGUAAAAGACCAAGUCCAUAAUAUUGCAAGGACAGCUCAAAUAAGCAGAGAAACGACAGUCCAUUAAUUAAGACAUGAAGAUCAGUCAAUCCGGAAACAUUCAAGAACUUUUAAAAUGUCUUAAAGUGCAUUUGCAAAAAUCAUCAAACGCUUUGAUGAAACUGGCUCUCAUGAGGACUGCCACAGGAAAGGAAGACCCAGAGUUACCUCUGCUGCAGAGGAUAAGUUCAUUAGAGUUACCAGCCUCAGAAAUGGCAGCCCAAAUAAAUGGUUUGUAGAGUUCAAGUAACAGACACAUCUCAACAUCAACUGUUCAGAGGAGACUGCAUGAAUCAGGCUGCAAAGAAACAACUACUAAAGGACACCAAUACGAAGAAAAGACUUGCUUGGGUCAAGAAACACAAGCAAUGGACCAGUGGAAAUCUGUCUUUUAGUCUGAUGAAUCCAAAUUGGAGAUUUUUGGUUCAAACUGCUGUGUCUUUUGAGACGCAGAGUGAACGGAUGAUCUCCGCAUGUGUGAAGCAUGGAGGAGGAGGUGUGAUGGUGUGGAGGUGCUUUGCUGGUGACACUGCCUGUGAUUUAUUCAAGGCACACUUAACAAGCAUGGCUACCACAGCAUUCUGAAGUGAUACGUCAUCCCAUCUGGUUUGGGCUUAGUGGGACUAUCAUUUUUUUCCCAAAAGAACAAUGACCCAAAACAAACAUCCGGGGUGUGUAAGGGCUAUUUGACCAAGAAGGAGAGUGAUGGAUUGCUGCAUCAGAUGACCUGGCCUCCACAAUCAUCUUACCUCAACCCAGUUGAGAUGGUUUGGGAUGAGUUGGACCACAGAGUGAAGGAAAAGCAGCCAACAAGUACUACGCAAAUGUGAGAACUCCUUCAAGACUGCUGGAAAAGCAUUCCUCAUGAAGUUGGUUAAGAGAAUGCCAAGAGUGUGCAAAGCUGUCAUCAAGGCAAAGGGUGGCUACUUUGAAGAAUCUAAAAUAUAUUUUGUUUUGUUUAACACAUUUUUUUGUUACUACAUGAUUCCGUAUGUGUUAUUUCUUAGUUUUGAUGUCUUCACUAUUAUCCUACAAUGUAGAAAAUAGUGAAAAUAAAUAAAAACCCUUGAAUGAGUAGGUGUGUCCAAACCUUUGACUGGUACUCUGUGCUCUGUGUGUGUGUGUGUGUGUGUGUGUGUGUGUGUGUGUGUGUGUGUGUGUGUGUGUGUGUGUGUGUGUGUGUGUGUGUGUGUGUGUGUGUGUGUGUGUGUGUGUGUGUACAGUUGAAGUCUUAAGUUUACAUACACCUCAGCCAAAUACAUUUAAAUUCUGUUUUUUGCAAUUCCUGACAUUUAAUCCUAGUAAAAAUUCCCUGUCUUAGGUCAGUUAGGAUCACCACUUUUUUUUAAGAAUGUGAAAUGUCAGAAUAAUAGUAGAGAGUGAUUUAUUUCAGAUUUUAUUUCAUUCAUCACAUUUCUAGUGUGUCAGAAGUUUACAUACACUCAAUUAGUAUUUGGUAGCAAUGCCUUUAAAUUGUUUAACUUGGGUCAAACGUUUCGGGUAGCCUUCCACAAGUUUCCCACCAUAAAUUGGAUUAAUUUUAGCCCAUUCCUCCUGACAGAGCUGGUGUAACUGAGUCAGGUUUGUAGCCCUCCUUGCUCGCACACGCUUUUUCAGUUCUGCCCACAAAUGUUCUAUAGGGAUGAGGUCAGGGCUUUGUGAUGGCCACUCCAAUACCUUGACUUUGUUGUCCUUAAGCCAUUUUGCCACAACUUUGGAAGUAUGCUUGGGGUCGUUGUCCAUUUGAAGAUCCAAGCGUUAACUUCCUGACUGAAGUCUAGAUAUGUUGCUUGAAUAUAUCCACAUAAUUUUCCUUCCUCAUGCAGCUAUCUAUUUUGUGAAGUGCUCCAGUCCCUCCUGCAGCAAAGCACGCCCACAACAUGAUGCUGCCACCCCUGUGCUUCAUGGUUGGGAUGGUGUUCUUCGGCUUGCAAUCCUCCCCCAUUUUCCUUCAAACAUAACAAUGGUCAUUGUGGCCAAACAGUUCUAUUUUUGUUUCAUCAGACCAGAGGACAUUUCUCCAUAGGUACAAUCUUUGUCCCCAUGUGCAGUUGCAAACCGUAGUCUGCCUUUUUUUAUGGAGGUUUUGGAGCAGUGGCGUCUUCCUUGUUGAGCGGCCUUUCAGGUUAUGUCGAUAUAAGACUCGUUUUUACUGUGGAUAUAGAUACUUUUGUACCUGUUUCCUCCAGCAUCUUCACAAGGUCCUUUGCUGUUGUUCUGCGAUUGAUUUGCACCUUUCGCACCAAAGUACGUUAAUCUAUAGGAGACAGAACGCGCCUCCUUCCUGAGUGGUAUAAUGGCUGCGUGGCCCCAUGGUGUUCAUACUUGCAUACUAUUGUUUGUACAGAUGAAUGUGGUACCUUCAGGCAUUUGGAAAUUUCUCCCAAGAAUGAACCAGACUUGUGGAGGUCUACAAUUUAGCUGAUUUGUUUUUAUUUUCCCAUGAUGUCAAGCAAAGAGGCACUGAGUUUGAAGGUAGGCCUUGAAAUACAUCCACAGGUACACCUCCAAUUUACUCAAAUGAUGUCAAUUAGCCUAUCAGAAGCUUCUAAAGCCAUGACAUAAUUUUCAGGAAUUUUCCAAGCUGUUUAUAAGCACAGUCAACUUUGUGUAUGUAAACUUCUGACUCACUGGAAUUGUGACACAGUGAAUUAUAAGUGAAAUAAUCUGUCUGUAAACAAUUGUUGGAAAAGUGACUUGUGUCAUGCACAAAGUAGAUGUCCUAACCGUCUUGCCAAAACUAUAGUUUCUGUCUCCAACCUAAGUGUAUGUACACUUCCGACUUCAACUGUAUAUAUAACAUUGAACCCUGUCUAUGACUGAAUAUAUGACACAGAGUGCCCAUGACACUUGACAACAAUGAAAAUAAGUCUUGACUUUUUGUUUAUGUAACCUCAACAGGUUUGGUAUAUGUAUCUGUUGCCUGGUGCAACAUUUUGUGUAUUUUAAAUUGUCAAAUAAAAUCAUACUGGGAACUAUC
Messenger RNA from Oncorhynchus masou masou (cherry salmon), 5007 nucleotides. RefSeq lists its product as uncharacterized. The record is from RefSeq and is a predicted model, not a curated record. Gene Ontology annotation, cellular component: membrane. Lineage: Eukaryota; Metazoa; Chordata; Actinopteri; Salmoniformes; Salmonidae.